AUGGCUCCCAAGCCCGACAACAGCCCGCUCAUUAUAAAACGGGAUCCAGAUGACCUUCCCGGUUCUCCGUUGCCCCAGGGCACAAAAUCGACACAGCCGUCUACAUCACAGGGAGCAGAAUCUACACAGCCAUCCACUACCCAAGGAACGGAGCCCACGCCGGGGUCUACUUCCCAAGGGACCGGGUCGACACAGACGCCUACCUCUCAGGGAACUGGACCGGCUGGACCCAAGGUUGUUUCUACCCCUGUUGUGAAGCCCACUGGCGACAAGGAGCAGCCUACCUCUGGAAGCAAAGCUGUGUCUGCCCCGGUUCCCAAACCUGCCGGUGACGUGGACGAACCGGAGCCAGAGCCAGAAGAGGAGGAGAAAGAGAAGUCUGCGGAAGAGAACAAACCAGCGGGUGAAAAAGAAAAGGAGCCAACGGCAGCUGAAAAGGCAGCAGCUCUAGGUAAGGAAGCGGAGAUUGAUAAGGCAAAAGACCUGGGCGUCAAGGACCUUAUUGACUCGUCGAAAACCGCCAAGAAGUUUGAGUCAACAGAGAGAAAGUCGCAGGCGGAGGAUGUCGCCGUGGGAUCCGGAAUUGUUGAAGGGGACAAACAUGCUGGCCAGUUGAGUGCGGAAGAAUGGGAACACGUGCUGGAAAACUGCGGCGCCAUGUAUGGCUGGUGCAUUGACCGUACGAAGAACCGCAUUACUCGUGCUCCGAGACCUGCCUUCCAGCUGAAAACGCAGCAGGGUGUGGGAAACGUUGCGGAAACCGGAAACAAGCUUCGACCUUCGUUCAGCGUCAACGACAGCUCCCGCAUUGACGUCUUGGUCAGUGCUCAUGAGUUCGAGGAGAGCAUGGCCGAGAAUGAUUUCAGUGCUCAAUCUACUGAAGGCUCCGUUACUGGAGGUUUUGGCGGCUUUGGAGGAUCGGUCAGCGCGGGCUACGCCACGUCGAAGUCGACCUCAACAGCGACAUCUACCAACACCUAUAGCAAGACCAUGAUCGCCAAGUUCCUGUGCCCGAGAGCGGAUGUGUAUCUUCAUGCCGCCACCUUAGAAGCAACACCUGAACUCAAGGCUGCCAUUGAAAAGGUAAGGAAGACAAAGAACAUCAAGGACCUACGUCAGCUCCAGAGCGACUUUGGCUAUCUGUUCUGCCGCCGUGUCACUAUGGGUGGGCGCCUCCAGACAAAGAAGAUCAUGGAAGAGACGACGAGAACUUCAGAGCAGGAACAGAAGCAGUCCAUGAAGGUAUCUGUCGGAGUUGCCGUGACUACUCCGUGGGUCAGCUCGACCGUCAAGCACACAAAUGAGUCUGGGAGCGCAAGUUCUUCGUCAACGACGGAUAAGAGGCAGGAGGAGCAGCAUUUCUUUGAGGCUACAGGCGGCGAUACCCUUCUUGCGACAAACCCUAUUGCAUGGGCCCCGACUGUCGGUAACCACAAGAACUGGCGUGUCAUCGAGAGAGACUCUCUGACCUUGAUGGUCGACGCCAUCGCCAGCAUGGACGGCCUCCAAGACGUCAAGGCAAUCUUUGCCGGAGCCGUGCCCGUUUUGAGCAAGUAUCUGGAGUUCUCGGACUCUCUUGACAAGAAGAUCCGCCUCCGACUUACAUCGCCGAACAACGGGCUGUCCCUGUCUUACCUCAAGGACAGCGCCCAGAACGACACUUGGGCCCCUCCGCAGUACUAUCUCGGGCAUAGACCGAUGUGGUACACCACGCCUAGAGCCAUGGCCAUCGACCAGAACUUCUGGGGCAACCCGCAUGUCGUGGGAAAGGAGCUCGAGCCGCUCUUCUCGCCAAGAAGUUACCGAGCCCCUGCGAUCUAUGGGUAUGCCACAAACAAGGUGGGCGAAGCUGAUUUUGGCACGGCGUACAAUGAGCAAUUCGCCAGCACGGUUUGGAGCAUUGUCGCGCCGUACGAUGAAGCUUUGUGCCACGAAUCUCGAGUCAUUCUACGAUCUGAAACUCGGCAGUCCGAGAGUGUCUUGACCCAUACUGAAGCAAGUGGCAAAACCGAAAACUUGAAGACCUCCCUACCGUCAACACCCACCUCAUCCCUCAUGAUCUUCCGCAACCAGCAAGGUGUCUUCCUUCCCGGCAUGUCCGACGAUGACGGAAUCCAAAUUUGGCGCAUCCUCAAGAAGGGCGCAGCACCCGGAGACAAGAUCAACAUCAAGGAAGGUGACCAAGUCCGCCUCGCUUGGCGUUUCAGUGAUCAGACGUCCGGCUACAGGGACUUUACCGACGACGUCUUCGGGCGUCGGCGUACUAGCCCGCCUGCAGGCAUGGAGGACGUUACGCUGUACAUGAAGCUCCCCUGGCCGCGGUUCGAGCCCUUGACAAGCCAACCUGAUCAGCAAACGACACUGCCGAACGCGCUUCUGAUGAGUGAGAAUUUUCAAGACAGCGAGCAGCCAGCUCAGCUCGGUCCCGUCAACACUGUCUACGCAAAGAAAACUCUAAAUCAGGAUAGCCAGACUUUUGCGCUCCAGGACUGCACUUUCCGCCUUGAUCUAGUGUCGAACCAGGGCCAAGGAGACGUGAAUGAUUAUCUACUCCUAGGCAUCAUCCAAGAUGCACUCAAGUUCGACGUCAGCGUCGCAACGGCAAAUUGGAUCGAAAACAUCAAGCGCCAGCAAGAGACGGCAGCUCAAGUCAAUCGUCAAAAACUGCUGAGCCAGCAGAAUGCAUCCAACGUUGCGCUGGGGCUUAGACAAGCGGUUCUUGGUCCGAUUGCUCAGACCGGUUCAAAUCAAGUUGCUUCUACAGUGGCCAGUGCAGUGCGAGCUUAA
Fusarium falciforme is the source of this 2787-nucleotide messenger RNA. RefSeq lists its product as hypothetical. The coding region runs from base 1 to 2787 and encodes 928 amino acids. NCBI's taxonomy places the organism in Eukaryota, Fungi, Ascomycota, Sordariomycetes, Hypocreales, Nectriaceae. The record is from RefSeq and is a predicted model, not a curated record. The transcript has 11 exons.